This is a messenger RNA of Silurus meridionalis, 7750 nucleotides long. It is a transcript of the gene tet1, whose product is annotated as tet methylcytosine dioxygenase 1. Gene Ontology annotation, biological process: positive regulation of transcription by RNA polymerase II; oxidative demethylation. The record is from RefSeq and is a predicted model, not a curated record. The coding region runs from base 507 to 6095 and encodes 1862 amino acids. The transcript is spliced from 12 exons. Gene Ontology annotation, cellular component: nucleus. NCBI's taxonomy places the organism in Eukaryota, Metazoa, Chordata, Actinopteri, Siluriformes, Siluridae. Gene Ontology annotation, molecular function: DNA 5-methylcytosine dioxygenase activity; zinc ion binding; DNA binding.
CGGUGUAUGUGUAAUAUAAGUUAUAAUAGAGUGCAGAAAGAGUUUGCAGAAGGAAAUCCACUCCGCGUUUUACCAGCAGCAGCGGCGGGCGUUAAAGAGCCGGGACAGGCGAUCCGAUCCGUGCCUGCGGCCGGAGAGAGAGAGGAGCUGAACUUACACGCUCCGGUUCAAGUGCAGUUUAUUAAGACAUCAUGGCAGUGUUUGGAGUAAAAAGUUUCGACCGGGCUUCCUUGUGAGUUUCUAGCAGUUUGACCGACUUAGCCAGUUCGCUAAGUAAACAUGUUGAAGGACCAGGCGUCUUCUACAGGCGUGCAGUUGGAGGAUUAUUAGCAGGUCAGACGCUCCAACUGUCUCUCCGACAUGCUCAGGAUUUAUUGGACCGGACACUAAAAUAAGGGGUCUUAAGUUCUAUUUUUGGAAGAUCUUCAAGCUAAAAAUUGCCUUAACGUCGCUUCCCAUGUGUGCUGACUCACCUUUUAACCCCUUCACUCUCGUGCAGCUUAGCUAUGCCUCAUUCUGUCAAACGACCAAAGAAGGCACACCCCCCAAUAAAACAAAAUGUCAAAAAGUUGAACUCAUUCACUGGUAAAAGGCGAGCAGCGAACGCAAAAAGUCGGAUAGGGCCAAAACGACAAGCAGUAACCAGAAAAUCCAAAGUAAAGAAACAGGCAAACAGGGUGGUCCAAAGUAGUGUCAUCAGCAAGGUCACAAAUAAAGCAAGCAAAGGGAGAGCAAGCAAGACCAACACAUUUAGUGUUUCAGGGUCUACCAGAUGCACACGUAGCUGUCAGACCCAACACGGCCUGUUUGCAGACCUUGCUGGCAGAAGAAGGUCCUUUCGUGGCAGUCAGUUGUCGCAGAUUGUCCUGCAGGAAGUGAAGUCUCCCAGGAGGGUGGUCACAAAAAAGACCAGCCAAGGCCAUGAGGCCAGGGAACAGGAUACUAUAAAAAACACAGAACCUUCUGAUCCCAAAAGUGAUGACCAACAAAACGGGGUACCUGUUCCCAACAUAGGCCACCCCCCCUUUACUCCAGGUUCUGAAGAAAGGAAAGUGGAGGAGGACAGAGAAUCAUUUGUUCUCAAGGCUGCUAAGGUGGAGGAGGAGAAGGCAGAGGUCACCUCUGAAGUGGUAGAAAGUGAAAACAAUCCUGGGCCCAUUCAAAACACUGACAAACCAAGCACUGGGUUGAGUGAUUUGCUUACAAAUGCAUUUGACCCAAACCUUAAAGUGGACUUUGUUUGCACACUUAAUACCUCAGACCUGACCGUAUCCACGCUUUCACAGUCAAAUGAUGUUGAUCCUCAAAUAACUCCGCAAGAUUCUUCUCAAUCAGAUGUCUUUCUGGUGCCCCCUUUAAAUACAUUUGUUAAUGAAUCAGCAGCACUUCAACACACUUCAGAUCCCACUCAUCUGAUAGAAAGAGAGCAUCAGUGCACCUUAGACACGGAAACCAAAGAUGCAAAUGACAAUGACGAUGAGAUGUACAUCAAAAACGAAGGAGCGCUCACACUCCUCUCAUUGAGGACAGGUUUAUACUCCAGCCCUCAGCCUGGCCUGGACUGUGAGUCUCAAACGACAUCUUUUCUGAAUAAACUGUUGAGCAGCUCGGAAAGCACCCAGUCUUCUUUUGACACGGAGUCAGAGGUGGGAGGUUCAGGACUGGCUCCAGGACCUGGGGAAGCACGCGCCUUUUCUCUUCACCAGCGUUUGCCCCAAGAUCAGGAGAGAAGAGAGAGAAAGAAGAGGAGGAGAUGUGGAGCAUGUGUGCCAUGUCUUCGCAAGGUCAACUGUGGACAGUGCAGUUGCUGCUUUAACCGAAAGACCGGUCACCAGAUUUGUAAACUCAGGAAAUGUGUGGAGCUGAAGAAAAGAGCCUCUCCGGUCUCUGCUGAAGAGGUGAGCUGCAAAGAUCUUUUCAAACCACAGAAAAGGGACAGAGUCUCCAAGGUUGAGUCACAGGGCAUCUCAGUAAAUGGCACAAGUUCAGAGCAGAUGGAGGAGGAGGUGCCAGAGGACGGGGCAUGUGAUGUAUCUCAAGAACACUCUGCUCCACCUGACUCGCCCACUUCUCUCCAGAACAGUCCUGCACCAACACCAGCUGAGAGCAAGCUUCAGCCUGCUGUCAGCCACCAUGCACUUCCUACUCACCAUGACUCUCACAAUGGUGCUAAACAUGUAAAACCAAACACUGAGAAACAUACAGAUCACACCAAAACACAGUUUAAGCCCCAAAGGACUUUGAACAUACUCACCAGCAUUCAACCAUCUGAUGCACCUCCUGAAAAGAUGGAAAAUGGAAAGAUCAAAAUAGAAGUGGUGGAGGAUGAACACUUUACAUCCCACUCAGGUAGUAAUGUCUACUUUGAAGAUGCUUUGUCUACACUAGCAGCUGUAGUGUGUUCCUCCAUGAAUGAUAGGAAGGCUUUGGAGGAGAAGCUAUUUGGUCAACAAACCUCAGAUGUCUGUUCUUUUAAAAAUGAAAGAGAAGAAUCAUAUCAGCGUGAUAUACACCAAGAACAGACUUUUAACAAUCCAGAAAAAAAUUGUAACCCACAGCUUAAAGACUCGGAUGCACGGUCCUUUUCCAAUAUCCAGUCUUUUGUUUUUAAAAGGAACAUAAGCAUUGAUCAGGCCAUAGCUAUUGAGGCCUUAACCCAGUUGGCAGCUACUCCAGAAUCAGUAUUCCAGAGUCAAAACCUUCAGAAUGAAAGCUCAUUGUAUACAAACAUUGCAUCAAGCAAGCCUGCACCACUUCAAGAAGCUAAAUCAAUACCAGAGGUUGUUUCCAAUAAGGUCCCAGUAAUUAGUUCAUCAUUGUAUCAGACACCUGUUAUUUGCAGUCCAUACAACAGGCAAGAAACUUCCACCCACCGCAGCAUGCCCCACAAACUCUCAAUACAUGACCUCUUAAAGGCUAGCUCAGAAUGUGAAAAAAUCUUGCACACCCAAGAUAAUGGAAAAUUUAAUCAAGCACUUUGUAAAACAGAGAGGAUCGAUGGCACUUUCAAAAAGAUCAAACAUGUUGAUAGAACGCAUAACUCAAGAAGGAAAGACGAAGAAGAGGUAGCUGCCCAGUUGGUGCAACUUGCAUUCAUGAUAGAAUCACAACACAAGCCAGUAUCUUCUGAAAACAGUCCACCCAAGGGAACGCCAGUUCAGACCAUAAAAUACAACCAUCACGCCAUUGGGCAACAUUUAAAAAGGCAAAACAAAACAAAGUCAACCUCCUCAAGUCCAAGGAUAUCAAAAAAGAAAGCCACUGCGAAUGAGGGAGGCAAUCAUAGGAUACCACUAGCCAAGAGAUCACCCAACGGCAAAGCACUUCUAAAGAUGAAGGGUAAAAUGGAGGCGUUGCAGCAAAAAACAAAAUUACACUCCAAACGAAAUCCGUUUCUGCCCCAGACGCAAAUAGACUUGAAAAAGUACCUAGGACAUGCUAAUAAUGAAUAUAGGCGACUUUUCAGCAACUCCCACAAGAAAGAGCACUUAGACCUUCAGGCUCUGAUGAGCUCUGGAAACCAGAACACUCAGCAUUUUAAAGCAGACCAUGCAGCUCUGGGUCACUGCCAUGGCAACCAGUGUCAACUGAAUGGACAUUGUCAUAGUCUUACAAAUGGUCACCUAGGUGCUACGCAAGGCCAGAGGCAUGAAUGUGAAGAACGUUUUAAUUCUCAGGUAUCGAAAACCCACAGUGUGCUCAAUCAUGGUGCUAAACCUCAAGCCCCCUGUGUCAUGCCUAAUGUCCAAAGGCCAGACUCAUCAACGAGUCCAGGGAGGCCACAAGUAAACAGAUUCAACUAUGAGCCACGUCAGGCUUUCGUUGAUCAGAACGGGUAUUGCAAAGUAGAGACAUCCGGCUCUCUGACCGUGUUGUCUGUGUCUGCUAAACAUAUGGAAAAUGGUGAUGGAGAAUGUCCUGGAAAAAGCACUCCCACCAAGCACAUGCUCAACAGCUUUUUGGAAUCUCCUUUAAAGUUUCUGGACACACCAGCCAAGAAUCUGAUCAACACUCCUUCAAAAAAAACAUUGGACCUCCCCUCCUGUGAAUGUAUGGCACAAAUCAUUGAGAAGGAGGAGGGCCCAUACUACACACACCUUGGAUCUGGGCCAACUGUAGCUGCAGUACGAGAGAUGAUGGAGAACAGGUAUGGGGAGAAAGGCAAAGCAGUUCGCAUGGAAGUGGUGGUAUAUACAGGAAGAGAAGGCCGGAGCUCACAGGGUUGUCCAAUAGCCAAGUGGAUUAUCCGUCGGGGCAGCGAAGAGGAGAAGCUCCUGUGCCUGGUGCGUCAGCGUGCAGGUCACUGCUGCCAGAAUGCUGUGUUGGUCAUCCUCAUCCUAGCCUGGGAGGGCAUCCCACGCAGCAUGGCUGACGGACUGUAUGAGGAACUCACCAACACCCUCUACAAAUACGGAUCGCCCACCAGCCGCCGCUGUGCCCUCAAUGAGGAUCGUACCUGUGCUUGUCAGGGUCUGGACCCAGAGACUUGUGGAGCCUCAUUUUCUUUUGGCUGUUCAUGGAGCAUGUACUUCAAUGGUUGCAAGUUUGCACGUAGCAAAGUGCCCCGAAAGUUCCGGCUGCAGGGUGACUACCCUGCCGAGGAGGUGAAUCUUGAACGCAAUCUGCAUAAUUUGGCAUCAGACGUGGCUCCUGUGUAUAGGAAACUUGCACCUGAGGCUUAUGAAAACCAGGUGGAGCAGGAGGAGCUGGGGCAAGACUGUCGGCUGGGCACGAGAGAGGGUCGUCCGUUCUCUGGUGUGACCGCGUGUGUGGACUUUUGCGCUCAUGCUCACAGGGACACACAAAACAUGACCAACGGGAGUACUGUGGUAUGCACAUUAACUAAAGAGGAUAAUCGGGCAGUGAGAAACAUUCCAGAGGAUGAGCAACUUCAUGUCCUGCCUCUCUAUAAGAUCUCGGAGACUGAUGAGUUCGGGCAGGUGGACGGCCAGAGAGCUAAGAUUGAGAGUGGAGCCCUGCAGGUGCUCUCCGCCUUCCCGAGAGAGGUGCGUAUGCUGGCUGAGCCCGUCAAGUCUGCGCGCAAGAGAAGACUGGAGGCCAAGAGAGAGCGAGAAAAACAGAGCAGCCAGGAAAAGAAGCAGAUCACCCCAACAAAAAUGAAGAACGAUCCUCUCAGAGGCUAUAAAAGCACUUUGCAAUGUUUUAAAAUGGAGCCGCAGAAUUACUGUCCCCCUAUGCGAGUGACUCCAGACAUGGACACACGCUUUUUAAGUGAUUCAUCCAGCCCUUUCAGCAGUAUGAACUGUACUCCACAAGUGGGCUCAAGUGAACACACUGCAGCACUUUCUCCUUACUCUCACUGCAACCCGCCUGCCCCUCCACAGUUUGCAGAACAGAAGCCUUUCGAAAGCCACCAGGAAACGCGCGACUCCUUGGAAACCGAGUCCCAAGGUUUUAGUGGCUACCAUUUUGCAGUAAAGACAGAAUCCAAGGAGGUGCACUGCCUCCAGGGUGGAGCUUCUCCGAGACCACUCUCCCCAGCCCAAGCCAAGGGUCUCCACAGCCGACUGAACCAAGCACAACCAAGCCUGGAUAACAACUACCACCAAGGACUUCCCAUAACUUUCCGACCCCUGACCCCGGAAGAGGUUAAAGCUGAGGAGCUAUGGUCAGACAGCGAACACAACUUUCUGGAUGGGGAUAUCGGUGGGGUUGCAGUGGCCCCUUCUCAUGGCUCCAUCCUCAUUGAGUGCGCCCGACGCGAGCUUCACGCCACCACCCCUAUCCUACGGCCUAACCGGAGCCACCCCACCCGCAUCGCUCUCGUCUUCUAUCAGCACAAGAGUCUCAAUGCACCAGGCCAUGGCCUGCUCCAGUGGGAGGCCAAAAUGGCUGAAAAGGCCAGGGAGAAAGAAGAGGAGGCUGAAAGGCUGGGAUAUGAGGCUGUAAACAUGGGAAGGUCAAAAGUAAUUAAGAGAGAUUCAGAAAGUGAAGAGGAAGAUGGGUUGCAAGAUGAGAGACAGGAGCUAAAGGUCCCUACUCGGCAAUCACUAACAGCUACUCGAAACAACAUCAUCACAUCAUCCCCAUACGCUCUUACUCACGUCACUGGGCCUUAUAACCGCUGGACAUGACCGUGGCAAUGCCACUUUUAGCUAAUGCCUUACCUCAGUCAGAUCUCUCUGUUUUAAUACAUGCUUUUUUUGUGUUACGAUCUACAUCUCAGCUUUUCAAUGCUGACUACAUUUGUCGGUUUUUAACUGUGAGUUUGGUGUCUACAUUUUUGAACAGAUGGUGCUCACCACAGAUGUUUUAAAAACUGGUUUUAUACAAAGAGAUGGAAUUAGUGCAUAGAAGAUGUGACUAUUUAUUCUGAAUGUUUUUUUUUUGUUUGUUUUUGUUUGGGGUUUUUUUUUUGGGCAACAGUUUGUAUUUAAUUUUUGGUCCAAGCCUGUUUACUGCAAUAUUACUGUGUCAACCUGAAAAAUUAUGUGUAUAGUAAACACUCAGAAUUGACAUUGUAAAAUGUGACCUAUUCUUUUUGCCUCAGCUUGGGUGCUCUUGUCAAAAAUGUUCAAUGGUUGCUGUUUUAUGGUGCCAUUGUGGCAGUAACUUUGAAUAACCACACAAUGACAUACAUUACUAUUUAAAAGUAUUGUGACACAGUUGGUUGAUGGAUAGAUUUAAAGAUGUAGCAUUGGUUUUAUCAUGUGAUGAAGGUACAUAGAUGCUGAAUUAUUCCCAUUACUCAUUGCAUUGUUAGAAAAAAAAAAAAGCACUUUGAAGCAACUUGACUUUUGAAAUGUUCCGUAUGCACAGUUGUUUUGUUUUGUUUUGUUUUUAAUGUGACCUCCUUCAUUUAAUAUCUGUAUAUACGCUUUACAAGUUGGUUUGGAAACCCAUUCAGGAUUUUUUGAGACCAUGCUUAUGAAAGCAAUAAUCAUGGAAGGUUAAAUGCUGCAUUUUGAUAAUGUGUAGAAUUUAAAACAUUUUAUUACUGGAAUUUGCAUAAAAUACAAUAUUACUAGGUUACCCAAUUGUUUAGUUUUUUUUUUUUUUUUUUUUCGGCUCCCACAGAGUUUGCAACAAGACUUGAAAACAGCAUUUUAUAUAAUCUGACGUAAUAAUUUGUCACAUUUGUGUGCUAAAAUGCAUCAGUACUUUUACUGUAUGUUUCUCCAUGGUGCUUUUUCGAAGACCUGCUAAACAUCAAAGUGAUAGUAGAUCUCUUUUUUUUUUUUAUUAUUAUUAUUAUUAUUGAUUUACAAUGUUUUUAUUUGAAAUAAAUCAUGCCAUGAUUUACAACUAGAAUUUUUUGUAAAUGUCUGGAUAUUAGGGGUUUUGUUUUUCAAACCGACAUUUCUGUCUGUUUGUUAGCCUGCUAUUCCAUUGCCUGAAAUGGAGUAGGUUACUAUACUCUAUGUUCAUAAUGUUCACUGUAGAAAUGCUUUCUAAUUUUUAUAUUAGAUAUUUGUUAUUGCGAUUUAGGAAGCCUAUGUUUUUUCCAGUCUUUUUCCUUAAGGUGCUUAAAGUUUACUGUGUAAAUGUGGUAUAUUAUGAUGUACUUCCAAAACUUUUAUAUUGAAAGCAUUUGUGUCUAGAAAAAAAAAAAAAAGACAUUUCUUCAUGCCAGCUGUGUAAAAUCAUCUUUUAUAAUCUUUUUCCUUACAGCGAAGGCAGAGAACCUUCUUAGAAAAACCCAAUAGGACCUUUUAAAGACACAAGUGGCAUGGAUAUAUUCAUUUUAGUGUAUGUUUUCAAUUAAAGCUACUUUUGUUGAACAAGGAAA